Ctenopharyngodon idella (grass carp) is the source of this 5169-nucleotide messenger RNA. It is a transcript of the gene bcar1, whose product is annotated as BCAR1 scaffold protein, Cas family member. The record is from RefSeq and is a predicted model, not a curated record. Gene Ontology annotation, molecular function: protein binding. NCBI's taxonomy places the organism in Eukaryota, Metazoa, Chordata, Actinopteri, Cypriniformes, Xenocyprididae. The coding region runs from base 423 to 3209 and encodes 928 amino acids. The transcript is spliced from 7 exons. Gene Ontology annotation, cellular component: cytoplasm; focal adhesion; plasma membrane. Gene Ontology annotation, biological process: cell surface receptor protein tyrosine kinase signaling pathway; cell migration.
AGAGAGAGCGCACGAGCCGUGCUAUGAAGUGUCAGUGUACGCUACCGCAAUACAGGCAAACCAAAGACAGGUCAUUCUUUACUGCACGGGGGGAAAAACGAGUGAAGAAGAGAAGCGUUUUAAUCUAAACAACCAUUUUAUUAUCCUGCCCAGCAGCAGAUCUCUGGAGAGGAGGGCUGAAACUGCGCAGCGCUGCCCGUGAGAGGUGGAGCGGAGACACAUCUGAAACAUUCACAUUAAACUUCUCACCCCAUCGAGGCGCGGAUAGCACCUUUACUACAGACAACAUGGAAUAGAAGGACUCCGAGAGAAUCCUAACAACACAAAUUGAUGUUUUCUGCUGAAAAACCGUUAGAGGGGAAGAAACUGAUCCGUUAAAAUCAGCAUCAAGCUCUGUAGUGGAUUGAAAGAAGGAGCUCAAGAUGUCUGUACCGAAUGUGUUGGCAAAGGCCCUGUACGACAAUGUGGCAGAGUCUCCGGAUGAGUUGUCCUUUCGGAAGGGCGACAUCAUGACCGUCCUGGAGCGGGACACGCAAGGGCUGGACGGCUGGUGGCUGUGCUCGCUGCAUGGCCGUCAAGGCAUUGUUCCUGGCAACCGGCUGAAGAUUCUUGUGGGCAUGUAUGAUAAACAGCAACAGCAGCAGUUACAGCAGUCGUCGAACCAGCCCAGCCCAACCCAGAGCCAACUCAACCUGUCUCAGAGUGCCUACAACAAGCUCCCCCCCUCGUCCCAGUACACAGCCAUGCACCCCGCCUUCGCCUCCUCCAGCUCCGCCAACUCUAGCAACCCAGACGGAGUCUACAUGCUCCCCCCCAGCCACGGCCUGUCCACACCCUCUAGCCUCUACCAGGUGCCCACCGGCCCCCAACCUCCACAGCCCCAACCCAAAGCCCCCGCUGUGGCACAGAAACAAAGCCAGGCACAGUACCCUCCCACCCCGCAGGAUGUCUACCAGGUGCCCCCCUCCAUUAACGUUCCAGGCCAGGACAUCUACCAGGUGCCACCCUCUGCAGGAGGGCCGUGUCCCGGGCAGGAUGUGUACCAGGUGCCACCCUCUAUGAACCAGACACAGGACAUUUACCAGAUUCCGUCAUCAACAGAGAGGAGCUGGGACUCUCUCAAACCAAUGGGAAAGGUAGUUGUUCCCACACGGAUUGGUCAAGUGUACGUGUAUGACACGGGGAAAGAUGAACAGGAUGAGUAUGAUGUCCCCAGACACCUUCCACCCAUACAGGAUAUCUAUGACGUGCCGCCCACCCGCCCGCAGUACAAUCAACAGGUUUAUGAUACUCCUCCCAUGGCAAUGAAAGGUCCACCCAGUAGAGAUGGUCAGGAGAUCUAUGACACUCCACCUAUUUUGGAAAAGAGCCAGCUGCACUACCAACAAACGGUAUAUGACAUUCCUCCAUCUGUCAGCAAAGAUGUUCCAGAUGGUCCAAUCAGGGAGGAAACGUAUGAUGUUCCUCCUCACUUUGCCAAGAUGAAGAGCCUAGAGAAUCAGAACCAGGCCUAUCUGUCUCAGAUCCCUGGCGGACCCGAGCCUCCCAUACCAGAGGACGUGUAUGAUGUUCCUCCUCAUCAGCCAAUAGGAAAACGGCAGCCUGAGGGCCAGGAGAUCUAUGACAUCCCUGCCAGCCUGCGAAAGAGUGGCCCACAGGACCACCACCCUGCAGAUGUGUAUGACUUCCCCCGCGAACGGUCGGCAGUUGAAGAAUCGGCCGACUACGUCUACGAUGUGCCUCCGCUGGUGGGGCGUGACGCAGUGGCCACAGAGGAGCUCACGGUCAACUUUAAACGCCUAUCGGCGUCCAGCACAGGAAGCACUCGAAGUAACCUCUCCACGUCCUCUCUGGACAUGGUGCCGGUGCGUGAAUCUUCUGGGCCGGGUCGCCUGCUACUCUUGGAUCUGGACCAGGCCAUGGAGCGGCUGUCCCGUCAUCAACAGGCGGUGGAGAGCUCCGUGUCCCUCCUAAUGUCAUUCAUCAGUGGGAACUGGCGCAGCCCCACUCAGAUGGAGUCCAACCUCCCUGCCAUCCGACAGGCCGUGGAUCGCAUUCGUGUGGCUGUCAGGGACCUGCUGGAGUUCGCUAGAGGUGCCGUGGCCAACGCCACCCAGGCCACUGACCGCACGCUGCAGACCAAGCUCGGCAAGCAGGUGCAGAAGAUGGAAGAGGCCUUCCAAGGUCUGGUGAGGUACAGUCAGGCACUGGACUCUCUGGGCUGGUCCCCUGCAGCACUGAUGGCACCUUCUACAGGCACCGGUGGGGACGACCUAGACCGGCUGGUCAUGUGUGCCCGUGGCGUGCCCGACGACACCAAGCAGUUAGCGUCGUUUCUUCAUGGCAAUGCCUCUUUGCUCUUCAAACGGACAAACAAACAGCAACAACUACCGUUGCCACCCGUUCCCCAUACCGGUGACAUGCUGGGUCAGCUGACCAACAACAACAACAUCUCAGCCUAUCAGUCAGGCACACCUGAACGGGCCAACAUCCAGUCCCGCCCAUUACCCUCCCCUCCCAAAUUCUCAGCUGAGGAAGAGACUCCAGAUAGGCCGUACGGGACGACAGAGGAAGGUUGGAUGGAGGACUAUGACUACGUCCAUUUACAGGGUAAAGAAGAGUUUGAAAAGAACCAAAGACAGCUGUUGGAAAAAGGAAGCAUCAAACACAACAAGACUCUGCUGGAACAGCAACAGCUGAAGCAGUUUGAGCGGCUGGAGCAGGAGGUCUCCCGACCAAUCAACAAUGACAUUUCAGGCUGGACUCCGCCCUCUCACUACCCGCAGACGCCGCGCAGUAAGCUGUGCAUGGGCGACCGGCAGCUGCUGCUCUUUUACAUGGAGCAGUGCGAGGCCAACAUCACCACGCUCACCAACGCAAUCGACGCGUUCUACUCCUCCAUCAACAACAACCAGCCGCCCAAAAUCUUUGUCGCCCACAGCAAAUUCGUCAUCCUCAGCGCUCACAAGCUUGUCUUCAUCGGAGACACGCUCUCCAGGCAAGCCAAGUCUCCCGAGGUGCGCACCAGGGUGGCUCAGCACAGCAACACGCUCUGCGACAAGCUCAAAGACAUUGUGGUCAGCACCAAGACCGCAGCCCUGCAGUACCCCUCGCCAGGGGCCGCCAGAGACAUGACGGAGAGGGUGCGGGAGCUCUCGGGCUGCACCCAGCAGUUCCGCAUGGCACUCAAUCAGCUACUGGCCAUGUGAGUGCAGGGGUGAACGGGCCCCGGGACAGUACAGAGCCUCUUUUAAACUCACUGGACAAAUGUACCCUGUGCCAUGAGCUUUUUAUCUCCAAAAAGGACAAAAUGAUUAACGGGCAGAGCCAUUGGUUGUAAAUGAAUCACUGUAAAUAUUUAAGUUGCUGUAUGUAACGGGAUGAACGCAGACAUUUGAGGAACAUUUUGAACAGUGGAGGAGAAUAGAGAUGGAACAUAUCUAAAGAGUAGAUUUAAGACAUUAUGCAUUAUUAUAGCUAAACUGUAAUUAUUGCUCUGAUUAUUAUAAUUGUCAUCAUUAUUAUUAUGAGAUGCUGACUAAAGGUGUUUAAAAUUUUAAAGGUGUAUGUAGAAGUACAACCAUUUCCAUCAAAGAUCAGAUUUUUUUUUUAAUGAAUUGUGCCUGUUGAAAGCAAAAAUGGUGUUUAAUGUUUAUCCUCUUGCUGUUGUUCAAAGAGGCUGGGACAGUGUGAACGCAAAGCAUGCUGGGAGUCAGCCGAUUGACAGACGUGCUGCGUUUAAGUCCAUUUUUUAUGCCAUUCCCUCACUAACUUCCCUCUGUCUCAUUCACUCGGAUGUACAUCAUUGCUUACGUUGGAUGAGUGCCCUCUACUGGCGGAACCCUUGAAAUGUGUUUAAAUGGAAUGCCCUAAGCCCUUGAUCACUUGGAAUCUGCAAUGGAGCUGAUUUAUUAUUUACAGUUUUUUUUUUCCCCCUUACGAAUUUGUUUUACGCACCAUUCUUUAGACUUGUAUGUAUUUGGGCUGUUGGAGAAAAUAUGAAACAUUACACAAACGGAAAUGAUAAUACAAUAAACUGUGUAAAAAACAGUUAGCUUAAGGUAGCUACAAGUAUUAUGUGGUUAAAUGUCAAAAUAACUCCAAUGUGUGGGGUGGGGGUAAAUUAAGCAUAAUCUGCUGUGACAUCAGAAUCGUGUUGCAUUGUGGUCUAUGGAUCUGCCAGAAGUGUGCAUAUUGAGUAGACUCGCUCCCUCUGUCAAAAUCGAGGGGUCUGUCCAAAUAAUCUUCCCUCGCGAAACGAAGUUGAACGCACUUCAAAAUGGCGUCGGGCAUUCCCCUGUGCUUGGGGAUGUUCGCGAGUGUCUAAAAAUGGAGUUAAAUGCAGCCAUUCUUAUUUACUGUGAGAGUUCAGAUGACCCAGAUGUACCAGAGCAAAGCGUCAAAAGCAGUGGAGAACACAUCAUCCAAUUUGGACCACUUUAGGAAACAAAUGUAGUGAAAAAUCUGGAACAUUUUCUGAAUGCCUGUAAGCUCCACAAAUGCCUGCUCAUGGCUGCGCCCCUCUGGCAUGUUUUAGGCUAGUUUGAAACCUUAUCAUGUUGUUGUUGGAGAUCUGAUUAUGUUCUAGAGAAGAGUCAAUAUUCAGCAUCUUUUGACCUUCACUGUAGUGCCACUUCCUGCUGGACAGGUGCAUUGUGGCAUCACCGUCCUGAGAGGCCCUGAUUUAAUUUCUAACCUUUGUCUCUCAGAUAUCGCACCACAUUCAACAUAGACUGAGGCGUUCAGUGCACAAAUGUACUAUAUCCAAAACCAGCUUAUGUAAAACUCUUCCUCCACUGCAUCUGUUUCUGAAUGGAGACCUGAACCUCCUGCCUCAACCUCCCUAUCCUUGUCUUCUAGCUCCCUGUUGGUUGUAUUCUAAAUUUAAGAAUAUGUCAGAAAAAGUAGUUUAAUGAAACUUAUUAAACUUUUUAAAGUACUGCAACAUGUUGUUGUGCAUAUAGUCAAAAUCCUUAUCCAGUUGAGAAAAAAGAAAGAAAGAAAAAAGAAGCAUUUAAGCCAAACGUUGACCUGAUAUAUGUUGUACUGUUAUUCUGUUUUCAAAUCUGUGUUCAAGGAUUUGAAUGAUAUUGACAUAUAUGUUACUGUAAAUUGCAUAACUGGAAAUAUAUGUUUAAUAUAUUUUCAUUAAAAAAAAAAUAAAUUCCA